AUGUCAAACGACAAUCCAACGUCUGAAUGGCUUGCUCUGGUCCGAUCUCGACUAGAUGGCAUCGCAGAACGGCAGGAUCUUCCAACCAGGUUGAGAGAUCUUGAGGCUAUAGAUCGCGCCAUCGUUGAGGCUCGCCAGCUCCGGAACGCACGAGCAUGGCCGCGCACGCUACCUUCUGAGAUUUGGGUGAAGGUGUUCAUGCAAUGUCGGUCACUAUGGUACACUGGGCGAUAUAUCGACCAACCGUUCAGAUUCGGUUGGAUGACCGUCACGCACGUCUGCAGUUCGUGGAGGCAGAUAGCGCUUGGUGCACCCAUUUUGUGGACGGACUUGACCUUUAAUGCUCUUUCGCUUCCUCAUCAAUUCGUUCCCGACAUUCUUGCUCGUGCGGGCUCGGCCCCGUUGGACGUAUCCAUCUAUUGGCAAAACAAUAGGCCAACUCCUCGGGAUCUUAAUAUAUGGCUUUCAUCAUCAACUUGUAGGCGUGUCCGGACGUUGUCGCUAUCUGGCGCCGCCGCAGCGCUUGAGACAGCGAUAGCCCACCUGUCUCACUCGACGCCCCAUCUUUCUUACCUCUCUCUGAGCUGCAACGAAGAGGUUCCGGCAACUCUCGCAUCAUCAUCUCUCAAGGAUGCGCCUCGGCUUAGACGUUUAGCACUGACGAACUGCGAGCUACCUCGGUCACUGCCUCCCUCGUUCCGAUACCUGGCCCACUUGUCUAUCCAUAGCAGGGAGGGGUACUUGCCUCCCUACAGCACUCUUCGUGAUGUUUUGACACUACCAGGGCUUCAACGGAUCGAUCUCUCAGACAUCGUGCCCAUCAAUGACACCACACAAUCAUCCUUUCCAACCCUCGUCUUGUCUGAGGAUUUGCGGAGAUUCGACUUCCAGAUACUGAAUCAGGAGCCUGCCGUGGAGGGCAUAUUUUUCGUAUCCUGUCUUCAGUUCCCCUGGAAGUGCUCUUGCAGUAUAGAGAUCUGCGCGUACGAACCACCGGAUGUCAUUGAACCUUUGCUACACGGCGUACUUAGCCGUUUGUUGCCCCGUCUGUCCUUCUCCGGUAGCCCCAACAGCAUGAAAGCCACACACGUGUUCUUAGGAGAUAUAGAUUAUCUUCAAAUCUGUUCUACCAAGGUUGAAGCCAAGCUAUCCCGCGUUGGGCGUCGCAUGCGUGGCCAUUCAUCGGCGGAUGAAAUUAUCAAUGACAUCACGAUACGCCUCGCAGAUGUACAGAGAGCACCGCUUUACAGUCUUGUCGCUCACUCGCGCUUCCUGACCUUGGACACUCUUCGCGGCAUCUCCAUAUCUUCGUCCGCGAUCAGCGCUUUGAACGAACCUACGAUCGCCGGCGAACUUCAUCGUGCCGCCAACAUAAGCCGGCUGGAUAUACAUCCUUUUGCCGACGAAGAUCAUCGCAAGCUCUUGGAUGUUCUAUCUCGGAGCUACGAGGUGGCUGCUGGCAGCGGUCCCCGAGUCCUGUUCCCGAAAUUGGAAACGGUCGUGUGGCAAUACAAUCCGCGCUAUUCGGCAGAGGACGUCGUCCAGGCAGUCGCGAUAUUGGAUUUCCUGAGAUGUAGGAGCGAGCAGGGGGCGCCCAUCCGUGAGAUUGCCAUCCCGCCCCACGUCUCGCACUGGGCUGUAUGGCAUACAGUGCGAUCUACUGCACGGAUUGCUGUUACAAUCCUACCCGAAUGA
Molecule: messenger RNA, 1695 nt
Organism: Peniophora sp. CBMAI 1063
Lineage: Eukaryota; Fungi; Basidiomycota; Agaricomycetes; Russulales; Peniophoraceae
Source: the annotation of a GenBank genome assembly